AUGAUUCUACGGCGAUUAAUCCUGGCGCUGCAAGCCCUAGCAAUGCGAACAGCCAAGUCACCAGACUUUUCUUUCAUCUCGCUGCUUCGCAGCAAGCGCCUGUCGUUCUAUGUCGCCCUCUCCAGCAUUAGCGGCUUCCUCAUCCUUUCCUUCCUCGUCUCUUCACCCACAUACGGUCGCUUACGCUUCCAAUAUGAUUCAUUCAUCUCGCUUUCGGCGGUUAGUAGCAGCAACCCAGCAGCCAUGGCGGCUGGGACGAUGUCGAUCGGAGAGCUCACAGAAGACGGAUACUUCCCGCCAUGUCCGUCCAACUGGACUCACCACAUCCCGUGCUACGAUCCAAACAUCGCCGUCCACUUUCCCUUCGCAGACAACGUUUUCCGCGAGCGACACUGCCCGCCUCCUUCAGCCCGCCCGCGCUGCCUGAUUCCCCCUCCCCCCGGCUACCAGCGCGCGCCCCCCUGGCCGGAUAGCCUAUGGAGCGUGUGGCGGAACAACGUACCGCACUCUAAGAUGCUCAAGGACCCGCGGAACGUCCUGUGGAUGGAGCUACGUGGCAACACAUGGCAUUUCCCGCACGCUUUGACAGCUAUGCCCGAAGCGGACGGCGCGGAGCGGUACGUGGCGCAGCUGCGCAACUUCAUUCCGUUCGGGUCGCGCCUGCGCACGGCUCUCGACAUCGGCGCGGGGGUGGGGGGAUUCGCGGUGGAGCUGCUGCGCCAGGGCAUGAUCACUGUGUCGCUCGGCCCGCGCGACGGGUUCCGCGGGCAGGCGCAGUUUGCGCUCGAGCGCGGGCUGCCCGCGCUGGUGGGCAUCCUGGCGACGAUGCGCCUGCCGUUCCCGUCGCUCGCGUUCGACCUCGUGCACUGCUCGCACUGCCAGGUCCCCUUCGGCCUCCCCAACGGCACGCACCUGUUCGAGGUGGACCGCGUGCUGCGCGCGGGGGGCUUCUUCGUGCUGGCGGGGCCGCCCGUGCGCUGGCCGGGCAGGGCGGCUGAGUGGCGCACGCUGCGCGAUAAGGCGCGCGCGCUGUGCUGGCGGCUGGUGCUGGUGGUGCCGCACGUAGCCAUCUGGCGGAAGAGCAGGGGGGUUGAGGUGGCGGGCGGAAGCGGGGGAAGCGGGGGGGAAAGAAGAUGGUGUCCUGGAGCCAAGGAAUAUAGAGAGGCGGAACAAGAGGGGGGCGGAACGGGGGAGAGGGAGAAGGAGGGAGGCAGUGAAAGGGAGGAGGUAGAGGAUUCGCAGGAGGGAGGGGCAGAGAGAAAGGAGGGAGGGGCGGAGAGAGAGGAGGAAGAGGCAGAGAGGGAGGAAGGAGGUGGGGAGAGGGAGGAAGGAGGGGCGGAGAGGGAGGAGUUAGGGAGUGAUGUAACAGGCGAGGAGGAGGGAGAGGAGAAGCGGGAGGAGGAGGGAGAGGAGAAGCGGGAGGAGGAGGGAGAGGAGAAGCGAGAGGAGGAGGCGGGCGGAGGGGAGGGCGAGAUGGGCGCGGAGGUGUGUGCGGCGGACGACCAGCCCGACGCCGUGUGGUACUCCCCCUUGCAGCCUUGCGCCAUCCGCCCUCCCCCCUCCGCGUGGAGCCUCCCCCCCUGGCCGCAUCGCCUGUGGUUCGCCUCCCCCCGCAUCUACGACUCCCCCCUCAUGCACCCGCCCACAGAUCCGCCGCCCAACGCGGUGGAGGGGGGUGCUGGGGGAAAGGGGGAAGAGAAGGACAAGGGGAAGGUAAGGGAGAGCAGCAGCACUGAGGCCCCUGUUGCUGCUGCUGCUGCUGCUGCCGCUGCGGCUGCUGGUGGUGUUGGUGGGCGGCGACUGCUCAGCUCUGAUGUGCAUGGCGCUGGUGGUGCUGCUCAUGGCGGGGAAGGAGGGGGAGGGGGAGGAGAGGGAGGAGGGGAAGGGGGAGGAGGAGAGGGAGGAGGGGAAGGGGGAGGAGGAGGAGAGGGAGGAGGGGAAGGGGGAGGAGGAGGAGAGGGAGGGGGAAGUGAGGCAGACAGGACUGAGAGAGCAGCGGCAGGGCAGGAGGGGGAGGAGGGCGACAUGCGCAAGGCGCUGAAGGCGGAACAGCAGAAGUCACUCAUGAACGCAGCAACAUCGCAGUACAGCAAGCGGCAGGGCACGGCGCUCGCAGCACUGUCGCCGCGGCAGAAGCGCAUGAACAUGGAGAGCCGGCGCUGGGGCACCCGCCUGGCGCACUACGAGUCGCUGUUCCUGGGCGACCUGCUGGGCUACCAGGGCCGGCGGAAGCACCGCGAGGGCGCUGAGGGGGACGGUGGGGAGGCCAAGGGGGAGAAGAGCGAGGAGAAGGGGAGGAGCAAGGAGGAGAGCAGGCCGGGGAAGGUGCGGAACGUGCUGGACAUGAAUGCGGGGGUGGGGUCGUUUGCGGCGGCGCUGCAGGGGAGGGAGGAGGACGGGGAGGAGCGAGUGUGGGUGAUGAACGUGGUGGCGCUGAGCAGUAGACUCAACACCCUGGCAGCCGUGUUUGACCGCGGGCUCGUGGGCACCCUGCAUGACUGGUGUGAGGCGUUCUCGUCGUACCCACGCGCAUACGACCUCGUGCAUUGGCAAGGCGUCUCCUCCUCCUUCCACCCGGACCGAUGUGAUAUAGAUGACGUGAUUAUAGAGGUGGACCGGCUUUUGAGACCAGGAGGCACAGUGAUUAUAAGAGACCUGCCGGCCGUGCUGGAGGGCGUGCAGAGGGCUGCGAGGGCAGCACACUGGAACGUGACGGCCCACCCACCAGAGAAGGGCAGCAGCAGAGAGCACCUGGUGGUGGCUCGUAAACCGCUGUGGAAGGUGGAUGCACGGGGGAUGAUACCAGGUGCUGAAGCCGUGCCUUCGGUGCGGGCUGGCAGGGAUGCAGGAAGCAUCCAUGGGUGCGGAUGGGCGCUCUCCAUGCUUCCGCCGCUCCUUGAAUCGGCGCGCUAUGAAUCAGCGCAGCGGAGCCCGGCGAGUUCCACUCGCGCAGGAUCAUGCCUCCCUCGCAGAUUCGCGUGCCGACGGAGGGUUCUCAGCAACCAGUCGAAGAUAGCGCUGCGCGCGUCGUGUGACCGCCUGGCAGGCGGAAGAGUUGGUUGGGGUACAGACUAUGCUCGCACCGCCGCGGCAGUACCUCGCUGCCGCUCCGGUAAUCGCGGCGCCGUGGCUCCCCGCGCGGGAUUGGGGGAUGGUGUGGGGAGUGGUGCGGCGGAGACCAGCAGGGGAGGCGGGUCGUAUUUGGACGGCGCGAUACUGUUCUGGCGCGACGCACGGUCCGCCUACUCCGCGGAUGCGCUGGGCGUGGAGAUGGCGGCGAUCGCGCUGCCGGCGCUGCUGGCGCUCGCCGCCGAGCCCGUCGCGUCGCUCGUUGAUACGUUCUACAUCGGGCAGAUGGGCGCGGAGGAGCUGGGGGGGGUGGGGGUGGCGGUGGCGGUGGUGGGCGUGGUGUCCAAGGUGCUCAACGUGCCGCUGCUCAACAUCACCACGUCCUUCGUCGCCAUGGACCAACACCUCCUCAAUCACCCACCGCACCAACACCUCCUCAAUCACCCACCGCACCAACGCCACGUGCAACAUCACCCGCAGCUACAGAGCUCGCCCUCACUAUCAUCCGCCUCCUCUACCUCUGCCGCCUCCCCCCCGCCCGCGUCCAAGCCCGUGGUGCCGUCGGUGUCAGCGGCGCUGCUCAUGGCCGUGGUGCUCGGCGCAUUAGAGGCGCUGCUGCUGGCGGUGGCGGCGGCGCCGCUGCUGGGGGUGAUGGGUGUGGGGCCCUUAUCCCCCAUGCAUGCGCCCGCGCUGCAGUACCUGCAGGUGAGGGCGGCGGGGUCGCCCGCGGUGGUGCUGUUCCUCACGGCGCAGGGCGUCUUCCGCGGUCUCAAGGACACCCGCACGCCCCUCGCUGCCUCCGUGAGCGGCAACGUGGUGAACAUCCUGCUGGACCCGCUGCUCAUCUUCUCCUGCGGGCUGGGCGUGUCCGGCGCUGCAGCGGCCACGGUGGCAGCACAGUACGGCAUGGCGGGGUGGCUGCUGCUGCGACUGAGUGCCACAGUGCACCUCAUCCCGCCCUCGCUCUCCCUCCUCUCCUUCCACCGCUUCUUCACGUCCGGCGGGCUGCUACUGGGGCGAACGGUGGCGCUGUUGGGGGCGAUGGCGGUGGGGACGAGCAUGGCGGCGAGGCAGGGGGCGGUGCCCAUGGCGGCACACCAGCUCGCUCUGCAGCUCUGCCUCGCCGCCUCCCUGCUCUCUGACUCCGUUGCCCUCGCUGCUCAGACCCUAUUGGCAUCAGCCUUUGCACGCAACGACACGGUCAUGGUGCGAGCCAUCAUGCUGCGAUCGCUGCAGAUAGGGCUGGGCAUGGGGGCGGUGAUGGGGGUGGUGCUCUCGCUGUCAGCGCAGCUGCUGCCAGCGCUCUUCACCUCGGAUGACCGUGUGCUGCUGCAGGCGGUCGCCCUCAUGCCGUUCGCAGCGGCGAUGCAGCCCCUGGCGAGCAUGGCGUUUGUGUUUGACGGGCUGCACUACGGCGCCACCGACUUCGCCUUCGCUGCCCUCGCCAUGAUGGCGCUGGCGCCAGCAGCAGCAGCAGUGCUGGUGUAUGCACCGAGCGAGUGGGGCGUGGAGGGUGUGUGGAUCGGCCUCUCUCUCCUCAUGGCUGCCCGCAUGUUUGCCGGCUUCCUCAGUGAGCUCGGAUUGUUCGGGUCGGAGGUAUCUGGGAUGGCGGAGGCGGGAAGUGCCACCGCGCGAUCGCCGGCGGAAGAGGCGGGAGUGGAGUCCGACAUGGCGCGACUCGCGGUGGCGGAUGCGACAGACGGGAAGCCCGCAGGCGGCGGUGCUGACGUGGACGAGUUGGAUGACGUGGAGCAAACAGAGGUGGUUCUGUUCCACCUCAAGGAGUGCUACGUGUACAAGGUGCGCACCGUCACCCAUCCUCCUUCCCGCUUCCGCGCAUUUCUGAUUCGUGCAGUGGCUAUGCGCUCAGGCGAGUCGCGAGCAUGCGGCACCGCAUGGCGUAAUGUCAUCACCUUCAUUCUCCUUUCCCCUGUCCCGUCUCCCCUCCCUGCCCUCCCGUCCCCUUCCCUCGCGCUCCCCGCGGGUGCUGAUCCCCCAUUGCCACGAGGCGGCACCAGAUUCCCCCACGCAAGACAGCAGCGUCGUACAGGUGCGCGCACCCUCCCUCACUCCCCUCCCUCCCCUCACUCCCACUCCCCGCACCCUCCUCGUUCCCCUCACUCCCAGGCGGACGAGUGGGACAUAAACAGGUGGGCGUGGGAGGGCGCCAUCAGCGUGGUGUCACGAGGCGACCACUGCAGCAUCCGCCUGCUGGACGCCGCCUCAGGGGACCUCUUCGCGCACGCGCCCGUGCGGCCCAACCACCCGCUGCCCCUGGAGGCCGUCAUCGACAGCAGCCGCUUCUUCGUGCUGCGCAUCGAAGACUCCUCCCCGCCCCCUCCCUCUACUGCCUCUGCAGCCUCUGCCUCCUCUGCUUCCUCUAGCAAGGCUGGGAAGCCCGCUGCGGCGGCGGCACCGGUGGUGAGGCAUGCGUUCAUAGGGUUGGGGUUCCGGGAGCGCACGGCGGCGUAUGACUUCCAGGCGGCGGUGUACGACCAUGUCAAGUACGUGCACAAGCAGCAGGAGGCGCGCCGCAUGGGACAGGCGUUUGAGUCGCGGCCUGCUGCGGACUACCGCCUCAAGGAGGGGCAGAAGCUGCACCUCGACAUCAAAACGCCGGCACGGGCGAAGCCAAGCACAGCAGGGCUGCCGCUGUCGCCCACCACGCCGGGCAACGUGGCCUUCAAGUCGCCCUCCCUCACAGGCCCUGCCCCUGACGCCUCUGCUCCCAUGCGCCAAGCCUCAGGGGACCAUGCCGCUGCUGACUCCUCCCCACCGCAUGCAACCGCAGCUGCUACCACCGCAGGCGCCUCCCCCCCCAUCCUCCCUCCCCCUCCCCCGGCGCGCCUCUCCUCGCCUCCUUCCGCGUCGCCCUCCUCCCCUCCCUCCACGUCCUUCUCUGUGCGCUCCUUCCCCCCAGCAGCCCCCUCGCCCUCCAUCGCAUGGGCGUUCCAAUCCGACGACCCGCCUGCCUCUGUCACCUCCGCGCCCCAGUCCGUCAUGCCUGCAACCUCUGGAGGCAGUGAGGGCGCUGGCAGUGCAGCAGCAGCGGGGGAGGACACAGAUGACUUUGGGGAGUUCGUUGCUGCGUGA
Closterium sp. NIES-65 is the source of this 6162-nucleotide messenger RNA. Lineage: Eukaryota; Viridiplantae; Streptophyta; Zygnematophyceae; Desmidiales; Closteriaceae. The record is from the annotation of a GenBank genome assembly.